UAUGACGUCGCCCAAUAACAGUGACGGGUUAAGGAAGGAAGGAAAGAAAGUGACAAAUUUGUCAUAUAACGUUAACGUUUGCUACAUCUCGACAUUAGGAAUAUCACAUAUACGAACAUCAUAGUUUUCAUGGACUGUAUGAGAAAUGGCUGAACGGUCAGCUGUCUGAAAAGUUCAGGAAGAACUGUCUUCAAGUGACUGCUAUAUCAUCUAUCUCCCUGUCGAUUGCUCAGGCGAUAACGUUAGCUUCUUGGAAAGAAAAAGUGGACAUCUACGUUAAAUCACAAUGGGGAAAGGUUGUAAAGUUGUGGUCUGUGGUUUGGCAUCGGUAGGAAAGACUGCCAUUCUAGAGCACCUUCUAUACGGAAAUCAUAUUGUUGGCACGGAAUCAAACCAAACCCAGGAGGAUGUAUACGUUGCCUCAGUCGAAACAGACCGUGGCGUGAGAGAGCAAUUGCGUCUAUACGACACCAGAGGGCUCCAUGAUGGUGUUGAUUUACCCAAACAUUAUUUCUCCGUGGCCGAUGGGUUUGUGCUAGUGUACAGUGUUGACAGUUUAGAGUCCUUUAAGAAAGUCGAUGCUCUGAAGAAGGAAAUCGAUAAAUCCAGGGACAAGAAGGAGGUGACGGUCAUCGUGCUGGGGAACAAGACCGACUUGCGCGAGCGUCGUAAGGUGGAGUCGGACGUGGCGCAGCAGUGGGCACGAGGCGAGAAGGUGAAACUCUGGGAAGUGAGCGUGGCAGAGCGCAGUUCCCUGAUCGAGCCCUUUACCACCCUCACCAGCCGCCUGACGCAACCGCAGAGCAAGUCCGCCUUCCCGUUACCCGGUCGCAAGAGCAAGGGUACAACGUCCAACGACAUCUGAGCCCAAAUGGAAAAACUCCAGAAAAGUUAUAGAAAAGACCUGGCAGUUGAGACUUUUAGUACUACACACCCUUUGAGCUUGCAUAGCCUACUCACAAGACCAAAAGAACAUGAUGGAAAACCAGGAGCGUAAUGAGCUGACGCGGUGGUUGUAGGCCAUGAUGGGUCAUCUUCAGUAGACGGUUAUCGAUUUUCAGUGUUUCCCUCUUUCAGCAAGACUGUCAGUAGCACUCUGCCAAUUAUUGAUUUACUGUGUCUGCGUAUGACAUAUUUACAUUAUGUUGACAUUAUGUGUGUGAAUGACAUAAAACAAUAUUUAUUAUUUACUCUUUCACCUUACUCAAUUACUGCUUGAUUUAACCACUCCAGUGCAUUCUACACAGUAAGGCUCUUGAAGACAUCAGUAUAACAGAAUGAGAUGCUGUUCAUCCUUUGCUGCUUUUGUAACUCAGCACCAUAUGAAGGUCAAGGAAAGCUGUUAUUGACUGCCCAGGGAGUCCUAAGGUACAGCACAUUUUGUGAUACACAAAUGGUCCCUAUAUUGUUAUUGUGGAUAAAAUGCAAGCUUUACCAGAAGAAAGCUUGCUGCAGAAAUGCACACUAUAUGUAGCUUCCAUGCUGUUUUCCUUACAUAUGGUAAUCAUAAUAAAACACAAAACAUGCUUUUUUUCACAGCUAUGAA
This is a messenger RNA of Alosa alosa (allis shad), 1546 nucleotides long. RefSeq names its product NFKB inhibitor interacting Ras-like 1 (gene nkiras1). Gene Ontology annotation, biological process: canonical NF-kappaB signal transduction. NCBI's taxonomy places the organism in Eukaryota, Metazoa, Chordata, Actinopteri, Clupeiformes, Clupeidae. Bases 287 to 865 code for a protein of 192 amino acids. Gene Ontology annotation, molecular function: GTPase activity; GTP binding. The transcript is spliced from 4 exons. The record is from RefSeq and is a predicted model, not a curated record.